Parnassius apollo (apollo) is the source of this 1167-nucleotide messenger RNA. NCBI's taxonomy places the organism in Eukaryota, Metazoa, Arthropoda, Insecta, Lepidoptera, Papilionidae. The record is from the annotation of a GenBank genome assembly.
AUGACCCAAGCUUUACACAUAGUUCAUGAAACCUAUGGUUUAAGAGUUAGGCUGUUGCUUAAAUACAGAAAACUUACAGUAGUCUUUAUAUAUCCUAUCAUGAAACCUGCAAUACUGGUAACCGGCGGAGCUGGCUACGUUGGCUCACACACAGUCGCAUCACUACUGGAACGGCAAGACGCUACUGACUUUGAUAUCGUGGUGGUGGACAACCUCAGCAAUGCGUACCGAACCGAAGGACGGAAAAAGCCCGAGUGUCUGAGGAUCAUUGAGGAAAUGACCGACAAAACGAUACAUUUCUAUGAAGUAGAUAUUAGAGACGCGACGGGUUUAAGCAGGGUUUUCGAGAACCACAACAUCGACUGCGUCAUUCAUUUCGCAGCGCUGAAGGCGGUGGGCGAGUCUGUACAGAAGCCACUCGAAUACUACCAGGCGAACAUAACCGGGACCUGCACGCUUUUUGAAAUUAUGCGAAAAUUCGGCGUAUACAAACUAGUAUACAGCUCCUCGUGUACUGUUUACGGCGAACCGGAGAAGCUACCCUUGAACGAGAACCAUCCUACAGGUCAGGGUCUAACCAGCCCCUACGGCAAGUCCAAGUACUUCUGCGAAGAGAUCAUGAAGGAUAUAUGCAGGAGCGAUAAGAAAUGGAUGGUUAUAUCUCUGCGAUAUUUCAACCCGGUGGGGGCGCAUCAUAGCGGCCGUAUCGGAGAAGAUCCCUCGGGAAUACCCAACAACUUGAUGCCUUUUAUAGCACAGGUUGCCGUGGGUCGUCUUAAAGAGCUUCUGGUUUUCGGCAAUGACUACCCUACAGCAGAUGGUACUGGGGUUCGGGACUACAUCCACGUGGAAGACCUGGCCGAGGGCCACGUUAAGGCUAUCAAGUUGUUCCACCAGCCCGGCUUUAGUGGCUUCCAUGCGGUCAAUUUGGGUACGGGCACAGGAUACUCCGUUCUACAAAUGGUGAAGGCAUUCGAAGUGGCGUGCGGUCGUCAAAUUCCAUACAAGAUCAUUGGCAGACGCGAGGGAGACAUAGCUGCGAACUAUGCGGACGUCUCCCUCUCACAUAGGCUGUUGGGCUGGCGUGCGAUAAAGACGUUAGAGGAUAUGUGCGCGGACACUUGGAGAUGGCAGAGUAAUAACCCUGACGGUUUUAAAUGCAGCUAA